AUGGGCCAAUCUGCCGAAAGUGUGACUUAUGACCUGUUUUGGAGAUAUCCGGGGUCCUUAAAAAAUGUUGGUGUUGUUGUAAAUUGUGCUGAGUGUGAGAAACCACGUCUAUUAUUCAGCGCCAGGAAAUUGUCCAAAAAGGAUAGGACAAGGCUACAAAGUUUCUUAGACACAAUCUUCUAUACCUGCGGCAUGUCAUUUCAUAAUACAUGCGAUUUGGCAAUAAUCACACCCGUACCAUCAAAGCAACAUGAUGAAAUAGAAAAUUUGGAUGAGGGGGAUGAUUGUAAUGAAGACGAACCUGAAAACUCAGAUGAUGAGAAUGAAUCUGAUAACAAUAUGGAGGAUUCUAUUCGUGAACUUUUUUCAAGAGUUUUUGUUAAUGAUUCUUGGUCUUGUACGUCACAGGUUGAAAAACCAUAUUAUUCAGCUGGAAUUUAUCCGGACGUUUGCAUUGAGUGUGGAAGCUUGGAUAUUAACGAAACAGCAGAAGACAAAUUCCCACAUUGCAGUAGUUGCAGUGAUAAUACUGCCAUUUCAAAAAAACGUCUAAAGUGGAAACAGGGUGGUAAAGAUAAGGGAAAGCGUACAAAGAUUUGA
Molecule: messenger RNA, 600 nt
Organism: Rhizophagus irregularis DAOM 181602=DAOM 197198
Lineage: Eukaryota; Fungi; Glomeromycota; Glomeromycetes; Glomerales; Glomeraceae
Source: RefSeq, a predicted model, not a curated record